ACAACACCCUUUUAACUCUAUAUAACCCACUCUCAAUGCUCAUUUCUUUUCAUCAAAACCUUAGCCUUCUAUAACUUUCCUCCUUUUCAAUCACUUGCAUAUAUUCUUUGCUAUUCCAAUGGCCACUGUUGAGGUUGUAUCAGCAAAGGUUGCCCUUCCAGAGGACAAGAUAGAGGCAUCAUUGAAGGGUGACGAGGCAAAGAAAGAAGAAAUUGCUGCAACUCCAACACCAACACAAGCAGCAGAGUCUGUCACUGAGAAAACCAACGAGGCCCCAGAAGCAGCAGCCUCAGAAGACAAGCCCUCGGUCGAAGUUGAGACUAAAGAAGUGGCAGAAGAGGUUACAGAAGAGGUUGCAGAAGAGCCAACAGUUGAGAAGACGGAAGAGGAAACUUCAAAGGAAGAAGCCGAGACAGAAGAAGCAAAAGAAAAUGCUGAUCCCGAUGAGGUGAAAACAGCAGAAGCUGUGACAGUGACAGAGACUGAGAAAGAAGAUGAUGGUGUAGCGAAGGAAGAGGUAAAGACAGAAAGCCCAGAAGGGAAAAGCGAGGAGGAGAAGGUUGAGACAGAAGGGUCGGAUGAAAAGAAAGAGGAGGAAGUGAUAGCAGAAGGUGAGAAGAGCGAGGAGGUGGCAGUGACAGAGGCUCCGUCAGAGACGACCGAGUAAAGAAAAUAUGCAGUUUGCAUCAUUAUGUGUUGUUGUUGUUGCUGCAUGUGUUUUGCUUUGUUUGCUUAGUGGUCUAAUAAAAGAUGUAGCGAAAUAGGAAGAAUGGAGGGAUAGUUGAGUUCAGACAUGGCAACAACUCCAUCCAAGGUAGUACUAGUAUCUAUCAAUGAUGUCUGUCAUGUUUCUUGUGUCAUUCUGCAUGCAGGAUAACUUUCUUUCAUCAAAUAAAUACGUAGAUUAUUGCUAUCUUA
Molecule: messenger RNA, 918 nt
Organism: Vigna angularis (adzuki bean)
Lineage: Eukaryota; Viridiplantae; Streptophyta; Magnoliopsida; Fabales; Fabaceae
Product: fruit protein pKIWI501
Exons: 2
Coding region: 119-667 (182 amino acids)
Source: RefSeq, a predicted model, not a curated record